AUGAGUAACCCUAACGCCGCCGCCGCGAAAGAUGAUUCCGCCACGGAGACGGAUCCUUCAACCCAUUUCAUCGGAGACACGCGACGAGACUCCGGCUCCGAUACACAGUCCAACACCGAUCGCGGCGGAGAAGACUUGCUUCCUCUUCCUCCUCCUUCGGAAUUGAGCCAAUUCGAAGAAGGAGAGAAGAUUUUAGCCAAGCACAAUGAUUGCUUCUACGAAGCCAAGGUUCUUCAGGUUGGAUAUGAAGGCAAUCAAUGGAAGUAUUUUGUGCAUUACAUUGGUUGGAACAAAAGUUGGGACGAAUGGAUAGGUGAGGAUUAUGUGUUGAAACACACAGAGGAGAAUAUUGAGAAACAGCAGGAACUCGGAAUGAAGCAAGGAUUAAAGAGUGCUAUGGCUUGGAAAGUGUCAAAGAUGAAACCUAGAAGCCAUAAUGUUGCGAGAGGAAAAAAGCGAAAGCAAGAUUCUGCAGACACAGCUGUGUCUGUGUCCACAUUGGAGAAGAUGGUUCCCUCUGAAAACCUUUUAACCCUCCAUAUCCCACCAGCGCUGAGGAAGCAACUGAUUGAUGAUUGUGAAUUUGUUACUCAGAUGCAAAAGCUUGUGGAACUUCCCCGCUCUCCAAAUGUGGAUGACAUCUUGAAGAAGUACACUGACAGCAAACUGAAGAAACAGAGCAGGGUAAGUGAUUCAGUAGAGGAAGUUCUGAAAGGCUUGCGUUGCUACUUUGACAAUGCUUUACCGGUGAUGUUGCUUUACAACGACAAUGAACGGAAGCAAUAUGAGGAAUCUGUUUCACCGGAUGUUCCUCCCUCAACUGUGUACGGAGCUGAGCAUUUGUUACGACUCUUUGUGAAAUUACCGGGGUUGCUAGUUCAUGUGAAGAUGGCAGAAGAGACGUUGAAGGAAUUGCAGGACAAUUUUGUUGAUAUUCUCAGGUUCUUGAGGAAAAACCAGAAUUCGUUUUUUAUAUCAGCAUACAAAGCAGUGGAAGAAAUGGAGAAGAAUCAAGAGGAAGAAGAGUAG
This is a messenger RNA of Microthlaspi erraticum, 1029 nucleotides long. Lineage: Eukaryota; Viridiplantae; Streptophyta; Magnoliopsida; Brassicales; Brassicaceae. The record is from the annotation of a GenBank genome assembly.